UCUAAACAUCCAACUUUCUUUCUCACGCCUUCAUUUAACUUAAACUUCAAACUACCUCGUCGCGUGCGAGUGACUCCGUGCCUUUUGUCUUCAUGUUUCAGCUAAAAUCAAAAACUCCCAAACUGAAUGGUUGUACUCUGUACUUCCUGGUUGUCUGCUACUCUUAUUGUCGGGAUAGCAAGCUACUACUGUGUUUGUCAUGACGUACGAAUUGAGCAUGGCAGUGUUUGACAACUGCACUGUGCUUUUCGAGCUGAAAAACUUGUCGUUCAAGGCGAAGAGGAGUGUGACGUCACUGGUGACCGAAAACGGAGGAAAACUUUGCUUUGUGGUCAACAAGCAAUGCUCCUUCGUGGUCGUCAGCGACGUGUCCCACCUGAGCACCAACAGGCUGCGGAGCAUCCAGAAGUACCAAACGCCAGUGGUGGGUGUGGAAUAUGUACACACCUGUCUGAGGAGAGGCGUCCUCCUGCUUAUCGAGGACUACAAGCUGGAUACUUCCUCGCCUUCAUCUCCCUCGCUUCCUCAUACCUUGCCUGUUCAAGGAUUCAACCAUCAAGCGCUUGCAGCCGACAGAGCGGUUGCCGAGCUCUCGGUGGAUGAAAGCUUGCCCCCGGAGAAGAGUGGAGACAUCCUGGGCAAGUUCAGGAUUUACACGGAGUGGGACGAAGACCUUCCCGCAUAUCCGGAUGACUUCAGCGUGGCCAAGUAUUCCAUCUUUCAAAAGAAUGGCAGCAGCGCCUGCUGUGUGCUGGAGCUGCAGAGCGCCAAAGGAGAGAAAGGGCAGCAGUACCGCGUGGUGCGGUACCGUAAGGACGAUGUGGGGGCCAACGAAACGGUGGAGAGGGACAUGGUGGUGUUCCCGCCCACUUCAGAGGAGGCUGUGGAGGUCUACAGGACCCUGACAGAGUCUCUGCCCGCUUCCGGUCUUCAGCCGAGGAUCGACAUGCCCCAACAGGCCCGAGACCUGGGCUCAGCCCCCCUGCGACAGCUGCUGCUGGAGGAGAAACUGAGCGCAGGAGUCUUGUCACACGAUGUGGGCGUCUUUGUGGAGCUGCUCUGGACCGAGGCCCUGGGUUGCCUUGGCAACAUCCUCCAAGUCCCUGUCAACAAACUCAGCCUCAAUGACGUGAGCAGAGCAGAGGGCUUGUUGAUUCAAGCUCAGAGAAACCUGCUGGAGGGGCAGCACAUGGAAGUGGCCCGACUUCUGUUUGAAGUGUACACCCUGCUGCCACACAGGAUGCCCACCAUGACCCUCAACACCAAGCUUUUUUCUCAGAAGCUGGACCUGUGUCAGUUAAUCCGAGACAUCCUGAACGUGAGCGAGAUGACCCUGAGGAGCCCCACCCCUUCCAGCGUGGGAAAGUUCCGCGCCCUGCGUUGCAGCAUCGAAGCGGUGGACCACGGCGGCCCAGAGUCUCGCGCUGUGGCGUCUCUGCUGCGGGACAGCGCCGUGCAGAUACAUCAGGUGCUGCGAGUCAGCAGAGCCGUGGAGCUUCAGACUUUUAAAGGCCAGCUCGGCAACAUCAAGUCCCUCCUCCACUCCUCCAGUGCCAGUAACUUUGUCGGAAUUCUGUCAAGGGGUCUGCUGCUGCCUUAUGUUGGAGUGGAGCACCACGGCAUUGACAGAACAGACGCUGGCAGCCUUGGAAGUGGUAUCUACUUCAGCGAUAGCAUGAGAUGCACAUGGUCACUAAGCUAUGUGUCCUCCUACGUCCUGCAGCACUUGUCUCAAGUACGCCAAGCCCAGCGCCACAGACGGCUCUCGGCUGCUCAUGGUGUGCGACGUGGCCCUGGGGGAUUGCAUGGAGCUCCACCGGAAAGACCCCACACUGACUCGGGCCCCCGAGGGACACGACAGUGUGCGUGCCGUCCGCCGCACUUCCUUCAUUCAGUCAGAGUUUGAGGUAGGGCUGAGGAGUGUGUCAGUGUGACAAAAUAGUUUAAUGAGCAUACGUGCUGCAGCUGGAAGUGAAAUAUCAGUCAAUCUAUGGAUAUAUCAAUGGAUUAAUCAAACAUUAAUAAUCAAUCGAUUGUGUAAAACACAACAAUGAAAGAUAAAUGGAGUGCAAUACUUGGGUGCAACCAGUAGAGGCGCUGUUGAUUCCAUCCUUUUUACUGGUGGCCUUGCCAAGAAAAUCCACAAGUAAUUGACACGGCCUUAAAAAUGUCUAUUUUUGACACACGGCUCGCUCCCCCAUCCCCUCUGAACACUCAUGCUAGUGUGACGUUGAUGUUCUCGUCCGAUGUCAGUUCAACAUUUGCAAUAGAAGUGACGAAGUGAAUCUUCAACUUGUAUGACUUGGUUUUCCUGGUUUUGGUACAUUGUCUUGAUUUUCAUAUAAUAUUGCAUAUAACAAACUGGUCAGUUUGCCCUCUACUGUAUUGUUCUGCGAAUUUGAGUGCCCAGCAACUCACUGGUCUUAAUAACCUGUCAUUGGACCAAAAAGUGAUUCUCUAUUUUUUGUCAGAAAUUUGUACAUUUCUGACAAUUUCCAUAUGAGUUAUUGUGCAAACAUGGUUCAAGCACGAAUAAAGAAACUAACAGGCCUGCCAAGCUUGAGGACAUUUGAUGAGUAUAGUCCCCCCCCGCCUCGUUCCACUGAUAUAGGUUAACAUUGUGAGACACUUGUGGGACAUACCGUUUUACAUCCAUGACGCACUUGCCAUCAGGGUUAUACUUAAUAUGAAAACCAAAGUGGUUCCAAAUGCCAGAUCCUGAAGGAUGGUGGAGGAUCUCGAAUAUCAGGUACAUAUUUAAGGCAUUAGCAGGGUUCCCACAUGUCCUGAAAAAACCUAGAAAAUGAUUGACCAUUUUUAGUCAUGGAAAACAUUGAAAAUGGAAAACAAAAAUGCAAAUGUUUUGGAAACAGUUAUCCUGGAAAAUGAUUUAUCCUCUCCCUGCCUUGUGAAUGCAAACGGGUUAAAAGUUAAGCGCACGUAAUCUCACCUCACAUUAUCUUCUGGGCAACAUUACAGUGCUUAUGACACCAAAAAAAUGCUUGGAAAAAAGCAAUAAAAAAUAAGAGUCAUCCUUAAAAGCAUCCUUAACGAAUGCACAUCAUGUCAAGCCACAUAUCUCAGUUGUGAUGGCAGACGGAGCCACGAUCGCAUCCCCACUCUUUAAAACACAUCAACAGCAGUGCAAUUCCAACACCAUAUACAGUAUUUAUCUCCAACUCACAAAAACGUCUCUAGUCCACUCGACCUGGGAACAACACUUCCUCAUUGUCACUAGACGGCCCGUGAGAUGCAUUCACUGACACUUCGAAAAUCACAGCGACGUUGGUGUGGUCUAAAUAAACAGCAAGGCAAAGAAAGACAGUAAGUCCAUAUUCUUAUAUCUCAGUAACCUAACUCUUACUGCAGAGGUACAAUUUGCUGCAUUUAAGUAUGCUCGGAAAACCCCAAAAAAUACAUCUACACCCAAAAAAUGUGAAUUCAACUUAAGUCACGUAGUGUCUUUGAAUGUAACCUUUCAUGGCUCAUAAUACCCUACCUGAACAAAACAAACGCACGAAAAGCAGCAGGCCCAGACAACAUCUCUAAGGCGGUCCACUCCAGGUUUGCUCAUCAGAGCUAGCUGAUGUGCUUGCUGACAUAUUUAACCUGUCGCUUGCACAAGCAUCUGUACCGACCAGCUUUAAGUCCACCACCAUAGUGCCCGUACCCAAGAAGAGCAACAUGACCUGCUUCAAUGACUAUCGCCCUAUAGCACUCACUCCUAUUGUAAUGAAGUGCUUUGAAAGAAUAGUCAUGACCCACAUCAAAAAGAGCAUCCCGGGAACUGUGGACCCUCUACAGUUUGCAUAUCGCCAGAACCGGUCCACGGAUGAUGCAGUCAACACUGCCAUCCACACAGCCCUUUCUCACCUACAGGGCCAGGACACAUAUGUCAGCAUGCUAUUUAUAGACUAUAGCUCUGCUUUUAACACAAACACAAACUCACAAGCUCCUCACACUUGGCCUGUCACCCUCCCUCUGUAACUGGGUGUUGAACUUUCUAACAGGCAGGCCCCAGUCAGUCAGAGUCCACAAUCGCACAUCCAGCUCAGGAAUUGUGAGCACUGGGACCCCACAAGGGGUGUGUGCUGAGUCCGCUCCUCUACACGCUCUUCACCUACGAUUGCGUGGCCUCCCAGAACAACACAAGCAUCAGUACAUUUGUGGAUGACAGCCAUCGGCCUGAUCACUGGUGGUGUUGAAACAUCAUACAGAAGAGAGGUGGCGGACCUCAUAGCUUGGUGUCGUGAUAACAAUCUCCUUCUCAAUACAGAUAAGACUAAAGAGAUGAUGAUCGACCCAAGAACAAGGGAAAAGGAGCCGCAUAGACCCCUGUUUAUUGAUGAGACUGAGGUGGAGAGGGUGAAAACCUUCAAGUUCCUUGGCACACACGUCAGCGAGGACCUCACCUGGUCUCACAACACCCAACAAAUUCUGAAGAAGUCCCAAAGGAGACUGUACUUCCUGAGAAGACUGAGGAAAUUUGGCAUGUCCACCACAAUCCUGAGUUGCUUCUACAGAUGCACUAUGGAAAGUGUCCUUACAGCCUCCAUCACUGUUUGGUACGGUAACUGUACAACACGUGAUAGGAAGGCACUCCAGCGGGUGAUCAAGACCUCACAGAACAUUGUUGGGGCGGCCCUCCCCUCACUGCAAGACAUUAAUAAAACUAGAGUACUAUGCAGAACACACAACCUCAUCAAGGACAGCACACAUCCAUAACACUCAUUAUUCACACUCCUACCGUCAGGCAGACGCUACAGGAGUUUGAAGUCCAGGACCACAAGGCUGGCAAACAGCUUUUAGCCACAGGCCAUCAGGCUUCUCAACGAAGCACUCACACACGCCGCACGCAACACACGCACACACUCAUAGCACUUUAUUUAUUUAUUUGUUUGUUUGUUUGUUUGUUUGUUUGUUUGUAUUUAUUUAUGUUUCUUAUGUUCUUAUUCUAUCUUGUGUUUUCUUUCUUUUCUUGGGAGAAUGAACAGAAUAAGAAUUUCAUUGCAUAGUAUAACUGCCUGUUUUACUAUGCAUAUGACAAUAAAACUCUUGAAUCUUGAAAAGAAAGAUUAGACUCUCGGCUUUCAUCAGAAAAAAACAUUUGUUUCUACCUUUUUCCAUUCUUUAGUAACCAGCAGUAGAACAUAGGUAAGUUUCAGGAAAAUAUCAGUUCCCAAACAAAAAAGGGAGAAAACCCAACUUUUUGUAAAAAGAUACAUUUCAAGCAUAACUUUCACUUUGACAUGAAUUUUGUGCUUUUGUGACAGCUCAAAUAUCUAAACAACCAUACCAACAUAAACAACACAAAAAGGUGACAACACAAAAACAUUAAAAUAACAAUUUAUUUACAAAUAUGACACCAUGAACUAGUUACAAUUUUCACAUUUGGAACUUAACUGGGCCGCACAGUGGUCUAGUGGCCACACAGUCACAGUCUGGAGAUCGGGAAGACCUGGGUUCGAUUCUCCGUUGGGCAUUUCUGUGUGGAGUUUGCAUGUUCUCCCCGUGCAUGUGAGGGUUUUCUCCGGGUACUCCGGCUUCCUCCCACAUUCCAAAAACAUGCAUGUUAGGUUCAUUGGUGACUCUAAAUUGUCCAUAGGUAUGAAUGUGAGUGUGAAUGGUUGUUUGUCUACAGACCCUUUCCAAAAAAUCAGAAUAUCAUGGAAAAGUUGUUUAAUUUCCAUAAUUCCAUUCAAAAAGUUUAACUUUCAUAGAUUAUAGAUUCAGGGCCCACAAUUGAAAUGAUUUCAAGUAUUUAUUUGUUUAUUUUUACAUAAUUUGGGCUUCCAGCUCAUUAAACCCACGAAAACAGGAAUUCAAAAAAUUCGAAUCCAAGAAGAAAUCAGCCCAAAUUUUGCAGGGCAUGAAUGUUUUAAACUGAGUGUCACACACUAAUCAUCUACUAAACUCAAAUCACCUGCACAGGCUUCCCCAGGUGUCAUUAAAUUGCUUCAGUUUGGUUCAAUUGUCUCAGUUGGGUUCAAUAUGGGGAAGACUGCAGACAUGACAACUGGCCAGAAGACCAUCAUUGAUACCCUCCAUAGGAUGGGUAAGCCACAAAAGUUCAUAGCUAAGGAGGCUGGUUGUUCUCAGAGUGCUGUGUCCAAGCAUAUCAAUGGAAAGUCUAGAGGAAGGGCAAAAUGUGGCAGGAGAAGAUGCACCAGCAAAAGAGAUGACCGUGGGCUUCAACGGAUUAUCAAACAGGGAAGAUUCAAGAAUCUGGCAGAGAUCGAGAAAGAGUGGAAUGAGGCGGGAGUCACAGCUUCAAAAACCACCACAUUCAGACGCAUCCGGGAGAUGGGCUACAACUGUCGGGUUCCUCGGGUCAAGCCACUUGUGAACCUGAGCCAACGUAGGAAGCGUCUCCACUGGGCCAAGGAGAAGAAUGACUGGACUGUUGGCCAGUGAUCCAAGGUCCUCUUUUCCGAUGAAAGUAAAGUCUUUCAUUUGGGAAUCAAGGUCCAAGGGUUUGGAGGAAGACGGGUGAGGAACAGAACCCAAACUGCCUGAGGUCCAGUGUGAAAUAUCCACAGUCCGUCAUGAUUUGGGGUGCAAUGUCCGGUGCAGGUGUUGGUAAACUCUGCUUUCUUAAAUCCAAGGUCACCGCAACAGUCUACCAGAAUGUUUUAGAGGACUUCAUGAUUCUUUCUGCUGAGGAUCUGUAUGGAGAUGCAGAUUUCAUCUUCCAGCACGACCUGGCCCCUGCCCAUACCGCCAGAAGCACCAAAACCUGGUUUGAUGCCCAUGCCAUCACAGUGCUUGACUGGCCAGCCAACUCACCGGACCUAAACCCCAUUGAGAAUCUAUGGGGUAUUCUCAAGAGGAACCUGAGGGGCACCAGACCCAACAACAAAGAAGAGCUGACAGCAAGCAUCAAGGAAAUCUGGGCUUCCAUAACUCCCAGGCAAUGCCACAGGCUGAUUGCUUCAAUGCCACGUGGCAUCGAGGCAGUGAUUAAGGCAAAGGGGUUCCCAACCAAGUACUGAAGAUUGACAUAUCGUUUUGAAAGUACCAUAUUUUGAUUGAUUUGAUGUGAUCCUAAUUUCUUUCUUUUUUUUCCUGCAAAAACUGAGAAGUAAAUGGUGAUUUCUUCACAGUAUUCAAAUUUUUUGAAUUCCUGUUUUCAUGGGUUUUAUGAGCUG
Messenger RNA from Dunckerocampus dactyliophorus (ringed pipefish), 7148 nucleotides. Its product is annotated as protein mono-ADP-ribosyltransferase PARP4-like. Gene Ontology annotation, molecular function: NAD+ poly-ADP-ribosyltransferase activity. Lineage: Eukaryota; Metazoa; Chordata; Actinopteri; Syngnathiformes; Syngnathidae. Bases 200 to 1906 code for a protein of 568 amino acids. The record is from RefSeq and is a predicted model, not a curated record. The transcript has 13 exons.